Molecule: messenger RNA, 345 nt
Organism: Jatropha curcas
Lineage: Eukaryota; Viridiplantae; Streptophyta; Magnoliopsida; Malpighiales; Euphorbiaceae
Product: cell wall / vacuolar inhibitor of fructosidase 2
Molecular function (GO): enzyme inhibitor activity
Source: RefSeq, a predicted model, not a curated record
AUGUCUUCAAAAUUCUUUUACUUUGCUCUAUUUCUUGCUAUGAUUUCCACAAGUCACCAAGCCUCGGAAUUUGUAACCCAAUCUUGUGAGAAAACCUUAUUUAAAGACCUAUGCACAACAGCUUUAGAAUCAUCUUCGGCUACCGAUCUGGAAGGCUUGACAAAAGAUGCACUCAACGUGUUAUCUACCAAUGGAACUGAACUAGUCAAGCUUUCUUCUGAAUUGCAGGAAACGGCUUCAGAUCCAAACGUUAAGGAAGUGUUGGUAGAAUGCUCUAAGGCUUAUGUGAAGGGUGGACCGAAAAGCUUCAAGACUCGUUCUGCCCUCGGCUGCCCUCGAUUCUAA